This is a messenger RNA of Otolemur garnettii (small-eared galago), 4061 nucleotides long. It is a transcript of the gene CCNJ, whose product is annotated as cyclin J. The transcript is spliced from 6 exons. Gene Ontology annotation, cellular component: cyclin-dependent protein kinase holoenzyme complex; nucleus; cytoplasm. Gene Ontology annotation, biological process: regulation of cyclin-dependent protein serine/threonine kinase activity; mitotic cell cycle phase transition. NCBI's taxonomy places the organism in Eukaryota, Metazoa, Chordata, Mammalia, Primates, Galagidae. Gene Ontology annotation, molecular function: cyclin-dependent protein serine/threonine kinase regulator activity. Bases 318 to 1469 code for a protein of 383 amino acids. The record is from RefSeq and is a predicted model, not a curated record.
GGCGCCGCACCUGGGCCCGGCCCGGCAGCCGAUUGGACGGCUCGGGGCGACCCCACUGUAUCGCGAGACGAGAUUGGCAGCGGCGGGGCUGCCUGUGCCCCGCUCUGGCUUUGUACGCGGAGCCGCCUGCCGGUCUUUUAACAAUGGGCGGCGCGAGCGCCCAGGCGCUGGGCCCGAGCUGAGGCCGGCGCUUCGCGGCCGACUGUCCGCAGCAUGAGCGGGGCCGGCACCCCUCGCACGCCGGUGGGGCUGGGGCUGUGAGGGCCUUGGUUCCGGACAGAAGUUGCCGCGUCUGGCUAGGCGCGCCGCCGGGGCCCAUGGAGCUGGAGGGGCAGUGGUGGCGAGGACAGCUGGCUGCUGAUAUUCACCAAGCGCUUCGGUAUAAGGAGCUGAAGUUGCCCUCUUACAAAGGCCAGUCCCCUCAACUAAGUCUCAGACGGUAUUUUGCUGACUUGAUUGCCAUUGUGAGCAAUCGUUUCACGCUUUGCCCUUCAGCCCGACAUCUUGCUGUCUAUUUGCUGGACCUGUUUAUGGAUCGCUAUGACAUCUCCAUCCAGCAGCUGCAUUUAGUUGCGCUUUCCUGUCUACUUCUAGCAAGUAAAUUUGAAGAAAAAGAAGAUAGUGUGCCUAAGCUGGAGCAGCUCAACAGCCUGGGUUGUAUGACUAAUAUGAAUCUAGUAUUAACAAAACAAAAUUUGCUACAUAUGGAACUAUUAUUAUUAGAAACGUUUCAGUGGAACCUCUGCCUUCCAACAGCUGCCCAUUUCAUUGAGUAUUAUCUCUCUGAAGCAGUACAUGAAACAGAUCUUCAUGAUGGCUGGCCAAUGAUUUGCUUGGAAAAAACUAAACUCUAUAUGGCCAAAUAUGCAGAUUACUUCUUGGAAGUAUCUUUGCAAGAUUAUGCCUUUCUAAAUUAUGCACCUUCUUUAGUAGCUGCUGCAUGUGUGGCUUCUUCGAGGAUUAUACUUCGUCUUUCUCCAACAUGGCCUACGAGACUGCAUCGUCUUACUGCUUACUCCUGGGAUUUCUUAGUGCAGUGUAUUGAACGGCUAUUGAUUGCUCACGAUAAUGAUGUGAAAGAAGCAAACAAACAGAGAGGACAAACAGGACCUCAGUCAGCACAGCUAAGUGUGUUCCAGACAGCUUCCCAGCCCUCACGGCCAGUUCACUUUCAGCAACCUCAGUAUCUCCAUCAGACACAUCAGACCUCGCUGCAGUAUCGCCAUCCUACAUCGGAACAACCAGGCUGCCAGCAGAUUGUAUCUACCACACACACCUCAUCUUACACACUACAGACAUGUCCUGCUGGCUUCCAAACUAGUGUUCAGGGCCUUGGGCAAGUGCAGACUGGUGUUGGGAUGUCACUGGCAAUACCAGUAGAAGUUAAACCCUGUCUAAGUGUUUCAUAUAACCGGAGUUAUCAGAUAAAUGAACAUUACCCUUGUAUCACUCCAUGCUUUGAAAGGUGAUCGUGUGUGAAGGUGAUGACUGGCCCAGACUGCUUUGUGACUGGAAGUUCUGGGUGGGCUUUUGUAAACUUCUCGGAAAAAAGAAAGGGAUCCAAAUGACAUCAGAACUCGUCAGGUACCAGCACCAGGAAGACUGAAUAUCUCUUUCAGUGUAACGUGAAUACCUGGGAGGACUAAAACACUUUAAUAGUUUGUGUGUCAAAUUCUGUUGCAACAAAUCUCUGCAUGACAAAAAUGUUCAAGUCCUGGCUGAUGGUCCAAAUAUUUCAAAAAUAUUUAAUAUAACAGAAAAAUUUGGACAGACUCCAGUUUGCCAUUUUGAGAUUUGACCUGUGGUAGGUUCUGGACCUAAUGUUGGCUUAUAAGUCAAAGACUAAUAUUUAUCUGUGGACUUGCCAAACAGUCUUUUAUGAAGGAAAGUUACAGUAUUAGUUUUUGAUGAGGUUUUUUUAAUUCUCCAGUUUUGAGUUUUAUUUUUAUUCUACAGAUGAAUUUUUGACUAAACUCAUGAGUUGCUAGGCUAUACCUAAGUCUGUGCAGUAAAAGGCAAUUUUUUUUAGAUGUUUCUAUAUAACUUCCUAUCCUGAAUAGGUAUCUGGAUUUUUGUACUAAAAUUAAGGGUGGAGUAGGUCUGUUAUUUUAAAAUCAUGGUCAUAAUUUUUUUUUCUCCUUAAGUGAUCAACCUUAAAUCUUUAGAAUUACAACACAUUUAACUCAGGGAAUUUUUACUACUUGGAAACACUUAACUGUAAUGCAACAUGCUUUGGGAAUGUUAUAGUAUGAACUACCUUUAUAACAUAGGUUAAAAUACUCUUGCUAGGAUGUGUUUUCAAGUGAGAUCAUAAUAGUGUAGCUCAGAAUGAACAAAGUGGAAGUUCCUGUGUCUCAUAAUACACAUAUAGGUUUUGCAUUUCUCAGUGCAAUCUGUGAUAUACUCAGACUUGGUAUUACUCUUUUAAAAAGGCAUAACUGUAAAAUGUCAGUUCUAGGAUAAAGUCCCAUACGUUUACCAUGGAGGGGACUGUGGCCAGGGUAGUUCUCAGGUUGUGCUAGAGCAGCACUUUGUUAGGUGGAAGACAGGUUUCUGCAAGCAGCCUUUGAAUCCAGCUUGUCAGUCUAAGCAGGCAAAGGUGCCGAUUAUGAAAUAUCAGUUGCCACUUUCAUUAGAUUGGUCCUACAGCUGCCUGGGACAUUUCAUUAUAUGCGUAAUAAGUGAAAACAGCAAUAAAAGUCAUUAUAGCAAGGGCAGUUUGGGGAGUAAAACGAUUUCAGAGAAUAACCAUAGAAAGUAAAAAAAAAUCAUUGUAAUAGCUGAAACUAUUGUGCUCUUAUCUGUGGGAGAGAGAUUUGGUGGAGGGAAGCUUUCUGGUUUAAAAAUUAGUACGAUGUGUCUUUCGUUUGUGUUUUUUUAAAGAUAGCACUUGAAUAGAAGGGAAUUUGCAUGACAGGCACAUGAAUGCCACAAUGCAUUGAAGACAAACUUAUUAUAAAAGUGUGGGUAUGCAGCAGGAGUCUCAGUAAUCAAGCCAAUGGCCUUUGUUAGGAAGGGAAGGGGCUCAAUAUAGUCAUGGACUAAUCCAGAUGGCUUCAGGAGAUGAAUGUGGGUGGGUGGCUUCUGCCAACCUGAAUUCUUAGAGAAAUGACCUGUCCUUAAAGGAUUUAACUUUUACAGGUAGAGUACACAGGGCAUAAUAUGGAUUUACUAAUAUAAAAAACCACUCAGGUGAGAACACUCACUCAUGGCAGUUUUCAAACAUGAAAAUUAUUUUCUAAAAGUAUCACUUUUCCUCUUUAGAGAAGGCUGCUGAUUGGAUUUUGGUAGUUCUUACCUUAAUAAAACUUGAAUUAUUUGGAGGAAAGUGGGUUCAAAAUAGAAUAUAUCUUUCACGUUCACAUUCAGAACCUAGCAAUCUGGAGUCCAAUUUUCAGUAUUUUAACUACCUCAAUAAUACUAUGAAUGUAAGAUAUUGGGAUAGAGAUCCUAACUUGAAAACAACAGCCAGUGCCUGUGGUAAUUUAAUGUGUUAUCAAAUGCUUUUAUUGAUUGGUUUAUAUGCCAUUCUUGUUAUAGAAGAAUAUACCUUUUUAAAAAGCUUAUUAGUAAUACUUUCCCAAGUAUGUUUAAAAAAGCUAAAGAACACUGGAUUAAUCUUUUGGGGGUGGUAGGAUAAAACAAUUGAUUACUAUUGCUGCAUACCCAGGGUGGGAUGGGGUGCUGGAGAACCAGAACUAUUUUUAAAGCAUUAUGUUUCCAUAUAAAUACAACUCAACUGCUAGCUAGCUUGGGGGUGGGGGGGUGGGGGGAAUUUUGUGUGGGUUUGUUUUGUUUAAUUUAUUGAUUAGUCUUUAAAGUAGGCUUUUUUUUUUUUUGAGAUUACUGGACCAUCAUUAACUAUGUACUGUGAAGAGAUUAAUGUUAUGUAUAAAGGGCUUUACCAAAGUCCACUAAAUAAACACUACUCAAGUAUAGACUGCAAACCAAAUGUAUCUGUGUUGUGACAUUAAAUACAAAUAUGGUGCUAAAGUCUACACCAAUGGAAUUAGAUGAGUGCUAUGCACUUAAUUUUAAAAUAAAACUAGUUUUCAGUAAAA